UUGAAAAAGAACAUUGUUUUCAUCAUGAAUGCUGAUCAAGAUGAGAGACCGAAGUCCAGAAGCCAUGAUUUUCACAUUUUCCAUGCCUUGAUAAUUCUAAGUUUUACUAUGCUGUUUCUUCCAGUCAGUGGAAAUUCUAAGCAAAAUAUUCCACGACUCAAGUUAACUUAUAAAGAUUUGCUGCUUUCAAAUAGCUGUAUCCCCUUUUUGGGUUCAUCAGAAGGACUGGAUUUCCAAACCAUUCUUUUAGAUGAGGAGAGAGGCAGGCUACUUCUGGGAGCCAAGGACCAUAUCUUCCUGCUCAGUCUGGUUGACUUAAACAAAAAUUUUAAGAAGAUUUAUUGGCCUGCUGCAAAGGAAUGGGUGGAAUUAUGUAAAUUAGCUGGGAAAGAUGCCAAUACAGAAUGUGCAAAUUUCAUCCGAGUACUGCAACCCUAUAAUAAAACUCACAUCUAUGUGUGUGGAACUGGAGCAUUUCACCCAAUAUGUGGCUAUAUUGAUCUUGGAAUAUACAAAGAGGAAGUUAUGUUCAAAUUAGACACACACAAUUUGGAGUCUGGCAGAUUGAAAUGCCCUUUUGAUCCUCAACAGCCUUUUGCCUCAGUAAUGACAGAUGAGUAUCUCUACUCUGGAACAGCAUCUGAUUUCCUUGGCAAAGAUACUGCAUUCACUCGGUCUCUUGGGCCUACUCAUGACCACCAUUACAUCAGAACUGAUAUUUCAGAACACUACUGGCUCAAUGGAGCAAAAUUUGUUGGAACCUUCCCCAUACCAGACACCUAUAAUCCAGAUGAUGAUAAAAUAUAUUUCUUCUUUCGUGAAUCAUCUCAAGAAGGCAGCAAUUCUGAUAAGACAAUUCUUUCUCGAGUUGGAAGAGUUUGUAAGAAUGAUGUAGGAGGACAACGCAGCCUCAUCAACAAAUGGACAACUUUUCUUAAGGCCAGAUUGAUUUGCUCCAUUCCUGGAAGUGAUGGGGCCGAUACACACUUUGAUGAACUUCAAGAUAUUUACUUACUCCCUACAAGAGACGAAAGGAAUCCGGUAGUAUAUGGCAUCUUCACCACAACCAGCUCUAUCUUCAAAGGUUCUGCUGUCUGUGUAUAUAGCAUGGCUGACAUCAGAGCUGUGUUUAAUGGUCCCUAUGCUCAUAAGGAAAGUGCAGACCACCGUUGGGUGCAGUAUGAUGGAAGAAUUCCUUAUCCUCGACCUGGCACUUGUCCCAGUAAAACUUACGACCCACUAAUCAAGUCCACGCGAGAUUUUCCAGAUGAUGUCAUCAGUUUCAUAAAGCGGCAUCCAGUGAUGUAUAAAUCCGUGUACCCAGCAGCAGGAGAACCAACAUUUAAGAGAAUCAAUGUGGAAUACAGACUGACACAGAUAGUGGUGGACCAUGUGAUAGCAGAAGAUGGCCAAUAUGAUGUAAUGUUCCUUGGAACAGACAUUGGAACAGUUCUAAAAGUUGUCAGCAUUUCAAAGGAAAAGUGGAAAAUGGAGGAAGUGGUACUGGAAGAGUUACAAGUAUUCAAGCACUCAUCAAUCAUCUUGAACAUGGAGCUGUCUCUUAAACAGCAACAAUUGUACAUUGGUUCCCAAGAUGGAUUUGUUCAGCUCUCCUUGCACAGAUGUGACACUUAUGGGAAAGCCUGUGCAGACUGUUGUCUUGCCAGAGAUCCCUACUGUGCUUGGGAUGGAAAUGCCUGUUCUCGAUAUACACCAACUUCAAAAAGGAGAGCUAGACGCCAAGAUGUAAAGUAUGGAGAUCCAAUUACGCAAUGUUGGGACAUAGAAGACAGCAUUAGUCAUGAGACUGCUGAUGAAAAGGUGAUUUUUGGCAUUGAAUUUAAUUCGACCUUUCUGGAAUGUAUACCUAAAUCCCAACAAGCCUCUAUUAAAUGGUAUAUCCAACGUUCAGGAGAUGAACAUCGAGAAGAGUUGAAAUCCGAUGAAAGGAUCAUCAGAACAGAAUAUGGGCUACUGAUUCGAAGCUUGCAGAAGAAAGAUUCUGGGAUGUAUUACUGCAAAGCUCAGGAGCACACUUUUAUCCACACCAUAGUCAAGUUGACUUUGAAUGUUAUUGAGAACCAACAGAUGGAAAAUACACAGAGGGCAGAGCACGAGGAGGGGCAGGUCAAGGAUCUGUUGGCUGAGUCACGGUUGAGAUAUAAAGACUACAUCCAAAUCCUUAGCAGCCCAAACUUUAGCCUGGACCAGUACUGCGAACAGAUGUGGCACAGGGAGAAGAGGAGACAGCGAAACAAGGGCGGCCCAAAGUGGAAGCACAUGCAGGAAAUGAAGAAGAAACGAAAUCGAAGACAUCACAGAGACCUAGAUGAGCUUCCUAGAGCUGUGGCCACGUAGUGUACUAUUUAAAGAAAAGAACACUUUACUGCAAAAAUACUGUCUUCUGUACACCCCUUAUCCUAUCUAAUAAUAACUUUCUCAAGAGUUUUGCCUAGAUGCAAGAACCAUAAUUUGAAUAAGAGUAUUAAUGAAUAUGGCGAUGAAAGGGAAGUAAUUCACUCAUCUCAACCUUUUUUUCCCCAAGAACAAAACUUGUACCAGCAAAACAUGGAACUUGAAAUUUAUAAAUGUUGUACAUUCUCGGUUUUAGAGUAUGUUAUAUUAUGUAUGUAAUGGAGUAAAACAAGUACCAAAUUUGUUAUUCUAAGAAGAUGCUUCAUAUUCCUUCCU
Molecule: messenger RNA, 2691 nt
Organism: Suncus etruscus (white-toothed pygmy shrew)
Lineage: Eukaryota; Metazoa; Chordata; Mammalia; Eulipotyphla; Soricidae
Gene: SEMA3D
Product: semaphorin 3D
Exons: 17
Coding region: 25-2358 (777 amino acids)
Biological process (GO): positive regulation of cell migration; semaphorin-plexin signaling pathway; negative regulation of axon extension involved in axon guidance
Molecular function (GO): chemorepellent activity; semaphorin receptor binding
Source: RefSeq, a predicted model, not a curated record